AUGGAUGCGAGGGAGCAGAAUCACUUGCCGAAGAAGAAGAAAUCCGAAACGGAAGACGAGAAAAGGAGGAAGAAAAUAGUUCCCGGAAGCUUGUUGAAAGCAGUGGUGAGACCUGGAGGAGGCGAGUCAAGCCCCGUGGAUGGUGAUCAGAUUAUUUACCACUGCACUGUAAGGACACUGGAUGGUGUAGUAGUGGAAUCUACGAGGUCAGAAUGUGGAGGGAGAGGUUUACCGAUAAGAGGUGUCUUGGGGAAGAGCAAGAUGAUUCUUGGAUUGCUCGAAGGAAUCCCCACAAUGCACAAGGGUGAAAUUGCAAUGUUCAAGAUGAAACCUGAAAUGCACUAUGCGGAGAAGGACUGUCCAAUUGCAAGUGAAGAUCUGGGGGUCGUGAAGAAGAUUCUGAAUGAAGGCGAGGGCUGGGAAUCUCCCAGAGAACCCUAUGAAGUAAAAGCCAGGAUUUCGGCUAAAUCUGGUGAUGGAAACGUGAUAUUCUCUCACACAGAAGAACCUUAUUUCUUCACGUUUGGAAAAUCUGAGGUGCCUAAAGGUCUUGAAAUCGGAAUUGGAACGAUGGCUCGGAAGGAGAAGGCAGUGAUAUAUGUUCGCAAGCAGUACUUAACCGAGUCUCCUUUGAUGCAUAUAGUUCAAGACCUUGAGGAAGUUCAUUUUGAGGUUGAACUGGUCCAUUUCAUUCAGGUGCGAGAUAUGCUUGGAGAUGGACGUCUCAUAAAACGUCGAAUUCAAGAUGGAAGAGGCAUGUUUUUAACAGUUUCUUUAAGAGACCCCAGCGAGUUUCCAAUGGAUUGUCCUCUCCAAGACAGUCGGUUAAGCGUUCACUACAAAGGCAUGCUUCUUAAUGAAGAGAAGACUGUCUUCUACGAUAGCAGGAUUGACAACAAUGAUCAGCCGUUAGAAUUCAGUUCAGGAGAAGGACUGGUGCCUGAAGGAUUUGAGAUGUGUACUCGUUUGAUGCUACCUGGAGAGACUGCUCUUGUUACAUGUCCCCCUGAUUAUGCAUAUGACAAAUUUCCAAGGCCGCCUGGUGUUCCUGAAGGUGCACAUGUUCAGUGGGAAAUUGAACUUCUUGGCUUCGAAACACCAAGAGACUGGACUGGGUUGAACUUCCAGAGCAUCAUGAAUGAGGCAGAAAACAUCAGAAGCACGGGUAACAGGCUGUUCAAAGAAGGAAAAUUCGAGCUCGCAAAAGCAAAGUACGAAAAGAAUAUGCUACAUUUGAAUGUUGCGGCGUGCUUGCUUAAAAUGGGAGAGUGGAGAAAGUCUGUAGAAACAUGCAAUAAGGUCCUAGAAGCAAAGCCUGGCCACGUGAAGGGUCUCUACCGCCGCGGAAUGGCUUACAUGGCAGGUGGAGAGUAUGAAGACGCUAGAAAUGACUUCAAUAUGAUGAUCAAAGUGGAUAAAUCAUCAGAAGCUGAUGCGACAGCCGCACUAUUGAAACUGAAGCAGAAGGAACAUGAAGCGGAGAGCAAAGCUAGAAAACAGUUCAAAGGAUUAUUCGACAAGAAACCGGGGGAGAUAACCGAAGUCGGUUCGGAAAUAAGAGAAGAGCCUAAAACCAUAGAAGAAGUAGAUGAGACAAAGGAUAUCGACGAUGGCGAUGAAACACAUGACGAAGAAGAAAGAGCGACGACGGUGAGCACGGACAGGAAGAUAAAGUGGUCGGAGAAAGCGUGGCCGAUGAUGAAGAACGUGAUGCUUCAGAUCGGUAUCCAGCUCGGUGUUGCUCUGUUAGGUGUUUUGAUUUUCCAGUUUGUCAGCGCCAAAUUCACAUGA
Molecule: messenger RNA, 1791 nt
Organism: Thlaspi arvense
Lineage: Eukaryota; Viridiplantae; Streptophyta; Magnoliopsida; Brassicales; Brassicaceae
Source: the annotation of a GenBank genome assembly